ACUCUCAAAAGAAGCUCAUUGAAACGCCAAUCGAUCGAUCAACGGUUAAAGUUUGUUAUCGCAAAUAAAUCAAUUCUCAAUAAGCAUUGUUUUUAAUAUAUUCUAAAACGAUGGAAUUUACUAUGUCCUAAGGAAGGUAGAUGCGUAUUAUGUUAACUGUAUCACGUCAACAAUUCAAUCCUUUAAAGAGUGAAAUAUCGAUGACUGGAUCAAAAGCGAUUGCUCAUCCUGAGGUGAAAAAUUUUAAAGCUGAAUCUGUUCCACUAAAAACAACUAACAAAUAUACAAAUAUAAAUAAUAAGUUUACUCAAGAAAAUGGCAAUUAUGGCUUGCCUCAGCUAGCUUCUCUCCAUGUUCAACAGCUUUACGAUGACGAUGAUGAUAACAAUGUCAAUAAAAUGAAAAAUGAGAAACGUCCGUUGCCUACGGUAAAUGGUAACAACAACAACAAUAAUGCUAGUAGUCCAACCGAACGCCAGUCAAGCAUGAGUGUAUCAUCAGAAUCUACGAAAUCGAAGGUUACCCCUAUGACUCCUGAACAAGCAAUGAAACUAUUUAUGCAUAAACUGACAACAUUUGAGCAUCAUGAAAUUUUUAAUUUUCCUCAAAUAUACUUUGUGGGUCCAAGUUCAAAAAAACGCCAAGGAAUUGUUGGAGGUUCAAAUAACAAUGGUUAUGACGAUGAUCAAGGAUCUUAUGUUUUGACACCACAUGAUCAAAUUAAUUAUCGGUAUGAAGUUUUAAAAGUCAUUGGUAAAGGUAGUUUUGGUUCUGUCAUAAAAGCUUAUGAUCAUAAAGCUCAAAUUAAUGUUGCAUUGAAAAUAAUACGUAAUGAAAAACGAUUUCAUAGACAAGCUGCUGAAGAAAUAAGAAUAUUAGAGCAUUUACGCAAACAAGAUAAAGAGAACAAUUUUAAUAUAAUACAUAUGCUUGAACAUUUUCAGUUUCGCAAUCAUAUAUGCAUUACAUUUGAACUUCUUAGUAUAAAUCUUUAUGAACUUAUAAAAAAGAAUAAAUUUCAGGGAUUCUCUUUACAGCUUGUACGAAAGUUUGCUCAUUCUAUGCUACAGUGUUUAGAAUCUCUUUAUCGUAACAGAAUAAUCCAUUGUGAUUUAAAACCUGAAAAUGUUUUGUUAAAGCAGCAAGGUCGCAGUGGAAUCAAAGUUAUUGAUUUUGGCUCCAGUUGCUAUGAACAUCAAAGAAUUUAUACUUAUAUUCAAUCAAGGUUUUACAGAGCACCAGAAGUUAUUUUAGGUGCGCGAUAUGGGAUGCCAAUAGAUAUGUGGAGUUUUGGUUGUAUAUUAUCUGAACUUUUAACUGGCUAUCCUUUAUUUCCCGGAGAAGAUGAAAGUGAUCAGCUAGCGUGUGUUAUUGAACUAUUAGGUGUUCCACCAGAAAAACUUUUAGGAAACUCGAAACGAGCUAAAAAUUUUAUCAGUUCUAAAGGAUACCCUAGAUAUUGUUCAGUUACAACAUUACCUGAUGGAAGUACAGUUUUAACAGGGGGACGUUCGAGACAUGGUAAAGUUAGAGGUCCGCCUAAUUCAAAAGACUUUGUCACUGCAUUAAGAGGAUGUGAUGACCCUUUUUUUAUUGACUUUUUAAAAAAAUGUUUAGAUUGGGAGCCAAGUCAAAGAUUGAUUCCCUCACAAGCAUUACGACACCCCUGGUUACGGCGGAGAUUACCUCGAGCUCCUGUUGAUCCUAAUACCAUAACAAACAAUCAACAUAUAAGUGAAAAAAAUAAGCAAAAUAGACAGCAGUCUGCUGUUAGCAUAAGCAAACUUCCUCCUGCUCAACCUCCUUCAUCUAAACAUACAAGAAGAACUUCAGAAAAUCAAUCAGACCAAGGUUCUGAAUUAAACAGACAUACAAUAUUACCAAAAAUUAUAGGAAGAUAGUAUAUAGAGUUUUAAUUUUUUCCUCAAAUUAUUUCUCCUUAACAGUAUUCAAAUUGAAGUAAAAAGAACUUUUUUAUUUAUUGUUUUUAGAUUUUAUUUCUCUGAUUUUCUAUGUAUAUAUAUUCUUUUUAUCUUCAUUAUGCAAUAUUAAGCUAGUAUUUUUAAAAAAAGCUAAACAUCUAUUUAAAUGACAUUGAAUGCAAAGAAUUGCAUGAAAGCCUUUAUGCCAUUUUUAAAUUGAUGAAAUUCCACAGCAUGGUUUUUUUUUCAAAGUAUAGAAUUUGUUAAAUCUUUUAUUGCAUCUUGAUUUGUUACCAUUGAUCAUAUAGAAACAUUUGUAUACUUAAACAUUUUCUGAUUUUGCUUUGAAUUAUUUUUUACUUGCAUCUGUUAUAAUAAAGAAAAUAUGAAAUAAUUAAAAUCAAGUUUAUCUUAGUAAUACUAAGGUGAACUUGAUUAUUUUAAAAUUAUUGUUGUAUUAUUUUUAUUUUUUAACUGCAAACAUUUUAUAAUUCAUGAGCGUUUGUUUAUUUUUAAAAUCAAUGACGUUUGAUUGUUACCAACUUUUUUAUUUUUUAUUUACUUGAACUUUUUAAGUUGUUUUAUUCGCGACCUUUAGUAAAUAAUAGCGCUGAACAGUAAGGUAAAACAAGUAAUUAAGAUUUUUUUCUUUUUAAAGUUCAAAUAAAUAAAUGAGGUAAAUGUCUGGCUCAAGUUGAUGUUAAAAUAAUUCUCUGCUUUUCUAUUGGAUUAUAAUUUUUUUUUCUGUUUUUUUUUUUUUUUUUUGUUUUAUAUUUUUUGUGUGUGUUCAUGCUAGUAAGUGGAUUUCAAAUUUUAACUUUAUAAAAUACAUUUCUUUGUAAUCAUUAAAAUGUAUAAGGCUUUUAUUGAUCUAUUUUAACAGCUUUGUAAAUAUUUUAUUGUCUAUAUAGAUGUAUACUUAUGAUGAUAAACAAACAUUAUCUUGUCA
Messenger RNA from Hydra vulgaris (swiftwater hydra), 2871 nucleotides. RefSeq names its product dual specificity tyrosine-phosphorylation-regulated kinase 2. The record is from RefSeq and is a predicted model, not a curated record. Gene Ontology annotation, molecular function: protein serine/threonine/tyrosine kinase activity; ATP binding; protein serine/threonine kinase activity. Gene Ontology annotation, cellular component: nucleus; cytoplasm; cytoskeleton. Gene Ontology annotation, biological process: peptidyl-threonine phosphorylation; peptidyl-serine phosphorylation. NCBI's taxonomy places the organism in Eukaryota, Metazoa, Cnidaria, Hydrozoa, Anthoathecata, Hydridae.